UGUCGAUCGUACAAUCGUGCAACUCCCUUAAUGUUUCACAAUUUUGAAUCACUUCACUUCUGCUCUUACGCUAUCCAAUAUUUGAAAAGAAAGAAAAAUAAUAUGAAAUAUAUGUGAUAGAAAAUUAAUUUUCAAGCACAAUAAAAUAACACGUUAUAUAAAAUUAUAGUAAUCCAUUCAAAAUGAAUUUCAUUAACAAAUUUUUAAGACAUAGUUCAGAUAAUUUUAAGAAUAUAUUUAUAAGAAAACAAUAUAUGAAAACAGUAUCAUACGUACUGCAACGGUCACAGCACGUUCCUUCGACUAAUGCAUCCAAUAAAAUCAUUGGUUACUGGUUUCUGACUUGUGGUGGAAUGGUUUAUGUUGCAGUUUCCUUAGGUGGAAUAACUAGGUUGACUGAAUCAGGAUUAUCCAUGGUCAAUUGGAAACUUUUCGGAGAAAGAAUGCCAUCUGAUAAUGAUUCAUGGCAAGAAGAAUUCAAAAAAUAUCAAGAAUUUCCUGAGUAUAAAGUACUUAACAAAGAUAUGAGUCUAGAAGAGUUUAAAAAAAUUUGGUGGAUGGAGUAUGCUCACAGAAUGUGGGGACGACUUAUUGGAGCUGCAUUUUUUCUCCCAGCCACUUACUUUUGGGCUACCAAAAGAUUCAAUAAAAAUACGAAAAAAAGAAUAUUGAUGUUGGGUGGUUUGAUUGGCGCUCAAGGAUUAAUGGGAUGGCAUAUGGUUAAAUCAGGAUUAGAAAAAAACUUAAGCGAUCCUAACGAUAUACCGCGAGUAUCUCAAUAUAGAUUAGCAGCACAUUUAAGUUUUGCAUUAGCUCUAUAUGUUGGAUUUCUUCAUACUGCACUAGAUUAUUUAGCCCCAGUCAAAAUAAAUAAUAUGAACUUUUUUAGUUCCCAAAAUAUUCAAAGUCAGUAUAAAAAAAUUAAAAAAUUGCGUUUCUUUGCACAAUCUUGUAAAGGUUUGAUCUUUUUAACUGCGGUAUCUGGAGCUUUUGUCGCUGGUCUAGAUGCUGGACUAAUAUACAAUUCAUUUCCAAAAAUGGCUGAAUCAUGGGUACCUAGUGAAAUUUUUCACCUUCAACCAAUAUUAAGAAAUUUUACAGAGAAUCCUGCUACAGUUCAAUUCGAUCAUAGAUUACUGGGAAUAUCAACUUUAUGUUUUACCACCUAUGUGGGAAUAUAUUCAAUCAAGUAUAAGUUACAUCGUAGAGCUUGUAUAGCAGCUGUUGCUAUGACAGUUGUGGCUUACCUCCAAGCAUCUCUUGGAAUUCUCACAUUACUAAAUCAGGUGCCUAUACCUUUAGCUGCAUCGCAUCAAGCAGGUAGCGUAGCAUUGCUCAGUGCAGUUACCUGGUAUUGUCACGAAACAAAAUUUAUUAAUAAAUUAAAGACAAUGAAAAUGUUUUAAAAUUUAUUUAACUGUAAAUAGUAAUGUAUCUUAUCAAAUGUGUCGUUAUGUAUAUGAUCUUCAUAUUUGUCAACAAAGUUAAAGUCUUUGUUAAUCCUCGUUUUAAUCAUCGCAUCAUUGUAUGUAUAAAUAUAUUUAUUCCGUGUUUGAAUAAACAUUGUGAUCUUAAAUUAA
This is a messenger RNA of Trichogramma pretiosum, 1580 nucleotides long. RefSeq names its product cytochrome c oxidase assembly protein COX15 homolog. Gene Ontology annotation, biological process: heme A biosynthetic process. The transcript has 5 exons. The record is from RefSeq and is a predicted model, not a curated record. Gene Ontology annotation, cellular component: mitochondrial inner membrane. The coding region runs from base 183 to 1406 and encodes 407 amino acids. Gene Ontology annotation, molecular function: oxidoreductase activity, acting on NAD(P)H, heme protein as acceptor. NCBI's taxonomy places the organism in Eukaryota, Metazoa, Arthropoda, Insecta, Hymenoptera, Trichogrammatidae.